GCAUUCAAGUUAAGAAUUCUCUGGAAGACGAAUGCAGGAAAGUGAUGAGAAGGUCAAGGUCUCUCAAGACUUGAACUAACAAUUCAAAGAGCAAUGUCGAGUUGCUAUUGCUGACAGCAUUAAUAUAAGAUAUUGAAUGCAGGUGUGUGGGCGAGAGGUCGUCAAGGCUGAUCUCAUAACUUACCUGUACUUCCCUAACUCAGAAGAUAUUCAGCUAAUUUUGUAGUUCAACUUAUUAUUACAAACUUCAAAAACUUAAAUUUUUUCGUUUUUAUAUUUUCUAUGAUAAUUAUUCUAUUUUAAAUUGUGGUAUAUUAAAAUCUAAUUUGAAUCUUCGCGCGUUUCUGUUGCACGUGCGCUCGCGGUAUCGUAUAGAUGGCGUCGUUACGCGACUGGAUCGCGAGCUUGAGGCCGCUUCAUGCAUUGGCGCCGAUUUUCGAAAAAUAAAUGAAGAUCGCGCUGGGUUGCUGGAACGAGUCAACGGCUUUUGGAGUCAUUCUGCAGCGAAUCUUCGAACCGAGCAUACGCCUUUUGACUUUUACACCGUUCUAAGCCAUGGAAGAGUUACUUGAGCGUGACUACCGUCUGCCAUUUCCGGAUAUUAACCUGCUGGACGUGGAGCUCUGGGAGCUCAUCAACAUCGUGCUGCUGCAGAUGAUGAGCAUCACGGAUCGUUUGGCAUCAGAGCUGCCUGGGACAAUCAGCAUCAAGAUGAGGGACUGGAGUUUUCAGCAGAUAUCUGUGAAAAUCAACCAGCGCUAUCACCGCAGUUUCAAUCGUCUUAUCACAGUUGGUGAUGUCGAAAUCGUCUGGGAUUAUUUGACCCCACAACACAGCCGCAUCCGCGAGUAUUUGCGACUUGGAUACAUCCGCAAAGCUGACUUAGAUUUGAUUCACUGGGCCAUUUACAAAGACCUCCGUAGUAUGCCGAUGUUAAUUUAAGAAUGUGAUUUAAAAGUAAAUAUUUUAUUGAAGUUAAAAUUGUGAAAGUGCUAUGUGCUACGAAUAAAAAAAAAUUGAAAAUGAGUCUGAUUAUUUGCGCGCGAUAUAUGCAUGGCAGCAGUUAGCUCGUUCGUGUUUUGUUUUAAUUGGAAAAGCUCGUCUUUUUUUUCCAAGUAGCGUUGCGGUCACGAUCGCGCUUGUCAGUCGUAGAAACGCGUCGCAUGCUUGCAUGUCUAUGAUAAAGAAAUGAGAACCACCAGUUACGACAGACUAAUUAGAGAGACAGAUUUCAGAAGAAAGGAAUGUUGUUAAUCUUUCUAUAAAAUCACUUUCAUAUUGAUUUUUAUUCACCAGUUGUCACCUCAAAUGAGAGUGCGGAUAACAAUGACAAGGGUGACAGAUCAGAAAUGGAAGUUGAUGAUUGACAGCAGGAUCAAGCCGGUGGAAAUGCAAAUUCUGUAAAAAUACCAGCAAAUAAAGCUACCAAACUGCAAGGUCUCGAAUCAGAAGUAUUCAUUUGUGCUUAGAAUCGUACCACCCAUUCAUCGGUAUCUGGAUCUGGAGACAGUACAGCACGUAUAUGGGAUAUGUCAGAUAAUUCACAAUCCCCCAAUCAACUAGUCUUGAGACAUUGUAUAAAAAGGGCAAGUACUUAGCGGCAAGUCUUUAAAAGAAAGAUCAAAGCUUAGUCAGAAAAGAGUGCACAUUGGGUGGAAGCUCUGCUCGUAAAGUAAAGGCUUCAAACAUACUAAAGGCUCAGACAAGAUAGUAUCCAGUUUCAAGAAUCCUACCAUGACUUGCAGCAUGCAGAGGGAGUACACAGGCCACAGAGAUGGUGUCUGGGAAGUCUCUGUGAUGAGAUCCAGCCAACCAAUCAUUGCAACAGCAUCUGCUGAUCAUGCAGACCGCAACCCCAGGAAAGUUAAAAUUUGGGGUAUAUUUGCUUCCUGAACUCGUUGCUGUAGUCCUUAGCAGCAUGUCCAGCAUUUAUAGAGUGGCUUCGAAGAAGACAGGAGGGUGUAAAAGGAGAAUCAUUUAUAAGCAGCUUGAUGUUGGUUAUAGACAAAAUCAAUGGAUUUACAGAUGAUAUGUUUGGAAGCGUGAGGCCAGUUGAAGUAAUUACUUCUCUGGGUCUUCUCUGGAAUUUCACUCCUAGUUACUUCUACCACCAGUUACUGAUGUAUAUUUUUUUAUCGGAAUUUCAUUCGCAUUAAAUAAAUAAUAUAAUAAAAACA
Molecule: messenger RNA, 2177 nt
Organism: Nasonia vitripennis (jewel wasp)
Lineage: Eukaryota; Metazoa; Arthropoda; Insecta; Hymenoptera; Pteromalidae
Exons: 6
Coding region: 556-942 (128 amino acids)
Source: RefSeq, a predicted model, not a curated record